Ochotona curzoniae (black-lipped pika) is the source of this 1057-nucleotide messenger RNA. It is a transcript of the gene HOXB2, whose product is annotated as homeobox B2. The record is from RefSeq and is a predicted model, not a curated record. Gene Ontology annotation, molecular function: DNA-binding transcription factor activity, RNA polymerase II-specific; DNA binding. NCBI's taxonomy places the organism in Eukaryota, Metazoa, Chordata, Mammalia, Lagomorpha, Ochotonidae. The coding region runs from base 15 to 1055 and encodes 346 amino acids. Gene Ontology annotation, biological process: regulation of DNA-templated transcription. The transcript has 2 exons.
CACCACUGAAAGCCAUGAAUUUUGAAUUUGAGAGGGAGAUUGGGUUUAUAAACAGCCAGCCAUCGCUCGCGGAGUGUCUGACUUCCUUCCCCGCUGUCUUGGAGACACUUCAAACUUCAUCAAUCAAGGAGUCGACAUUAAUUCCUCCUCCUCCUUUCGGGCAAACCUGCCCCAGCCUCCAGCCCGGCGCCUCCACCCUUCAGAGACCCGGGAGCCAAAAGCGAACCGAAGAUGGGCCUGCUCCGCCGCCGCCGCCGCCGCUCCCCGCCGCCCCCCUGGCCCCCGAGUUCCCCUGGAUGAAAGAGAAGAAAUCCACCAAGAAACCCAGCCCGCCUGCCACAUCUCCUUCCCCAACCGCCUCCACUGUCCCGGCCGCCGGGGUGGCAGCGCCCGCAGAUGGCCCGGGCCUGGCAGAGGCCGGCGGGGCGCGCAGGCUGCGCACCGCGUACACCAACACGCAGCUGCUGGAACUGGAGAAGGAGUUCCACUUUAAUAAGUACCUGUGCCGACCGCGCCGCGUCGAGAUUGCGGCCUUGCUGGACCUCACCGAGAGGCAGGUCAAAGUCUGGUUCCAGAACCGGCGCAUGAAGCACAAGCGGCAAACGCAGCACCGAGAACCGCUCGAUGGGGAGUCAGCGUGCGCCGGAGCCCUGGAGGACGCAGGCGACCCGGCCGAAGAGCCCGCGGUCAGCCCUGGCGGCCCCUCCGCCUCGCAGGCGACGCAGGAAACCCGCUGUCUCCCACCCGAGGUCACGUCGGGGUCCCGGCCGUGGGCCGCUCGUUUGGAGGGUGCGGGUGCGCCAAGCCGGGGCUGUGCGCUGCGCGGGGCCAGCGCGCUCCAGCCCGAACCGACGCCAGACGACACCUUCCCGGAAAGGCAGGAUUCGCCGUUCCCGCCCGACCUCAACUUUUUCGCGGCCGACUCCUGUCUCCAGGUGUCCGGAAGUCUCUCCUCCGGCCCGCAGGGCUCGCUGGACAGCCCGGUCCCUUUUUCCGAAGAAGAUCUGGAUUUCUUCACCAGCACGUUGUGCGCCAUCGACCUGCAGUUCCCCUGACC